AUGAUCGAAAGUUGGGAAAUUGAGCGCCAUGAAGCUCUAGUGGACAGAUCAUUAAGAACAAAUGGAUAUGUGUAUGCGAGUGGUGGGCAACGAAUGCGGAUUCAACACCAAGAAUUCCCAUACGAUAUUGGAAUUUGGAACAACUUGUGUCAAGCUAUGGGAACAAAGAAUGUUUUGAUGUGGUUCAUGCCAUUCGGAGGAGGACCGAGGGUAGAGACUGCCGGGAAUUGGGAAGUCAAUGGCUUUGAAGAUGCAGACAAAGUAUGGCCUCCGCCAGAUCCGGAUAAGAUGUCAAGAGGCGAACGGGUUGAACGACAAAAGGAAGAUGAAAGGGUGUAUGGUACUCCCGAAGAAGAGAUGGCUGCUUUCAGAAAACGGCAGCAGCAAGAUCACAAGAGAUGGAAAGGAACUGAGAACAGCGAAGAAAGCGAAGCUGAGGAAUUAGGAAGUGAAAGUGAGGGAGAAGAAGAGGAAAUUGCCCAUCCGGAGGCCCAGAAGAGAUGGACCAAUAGAGAUGGCGAUACGUUGCACGAUUACGGGGUUGAUGAGGAUGCAGAAGUUCUCUCUGAAGACGACAUCCCAUUAGGAGAGUUGCUCCGGAGGCGGAAAGCUAGAGCGUAUGAGCAGACCUAA
Cadophora gregata is the source of this 633-nucleotide messenger RNA. It is a transcript of the gene PFA4, whose product is annotated as Palmitoyltransferase. The coding region runs from base 1 to 633 and encodes 210 amino acids. Lineage: Eukaryota; Fungi; Ascomycota; Leotiomycetes; Helotiales; Ploettnerulaceae. The record is from RefSeq and is a predicted model, not a curated record. The transcript has a single exon.